Molecule: messenger RNA, 751 nt
Organism: Aspergillus caelatus
Lineage: Eukaryota; Fungi; Ascomycota; Eurotiomycetes; Eurotiales; Aspergillaceae
Product: thioredoxin family protein
Exons: 2
Coding region: 150-470 (106 amino acids)
Molecular function (GO): protein-disulfide reductase activity
Source: RefSeq, a predicted model, not a curated record
GGGGUCUUCUCGAUAUAUCAUCGAUCCCCUUUCCAAUUUUCUUUCUUUUUUUCCUUUUUUAUAAUCACACACCAUUGACCCCGUGAUUAUAAAGCCCUUCCUUAACUCCACCUUCCUCCCAUAAUCAGAUCCUUGCCAAAAGUCUCAUUAUGUCCGUUGCUCCUCUCAAGAGCCUUGACGAGUUCCGUACUCUUGUUAAUUCGGGCCAAGUCGUGAUAAUCGACUAUUGGGCCACAUGGUGCGGUCCUUGCAAUAUGAUAAGCCCAGUCUUCGAAACGCUGGCCUCCAAACCAGAAUUCAGUUCGAUCAAAUUUGUCAAGGUUGAUGUUGAUGAACAGGAGGAAAUAUCUCAGGAAGUUGGAAUCAGAGCCAUGCCAACCUUCCAAGCUUUUAAAGACGGAUUAAAGAUAGACGAGCUGGUGGGCGCUGACCCCAGACAGCUGACAGAGCUUAUUCAGAGACAUGUAUAAAUCCCUGGGCCUUGGUUAGAAAUAUAUCCCAUCUAGUGGUUAGGAAAGGAGAAAAUACCAGGGAAAGCUAUAUGAGAUUGUUGGUUCUUGGUCAUAUGGCUAGAUCACUCUCGUGGGGCUUUUUGUUUGAUAGUGUUAUCACUAUAAGUGUAGUUCUGGUAGCUUCGGUUCUAACUGUUGAGUACACUGGAUCUCUCCUUCACUUUGUUGUCAACAUAACGGAGUCAAAUGAUGAUUUGAAUGACUCACUAUAUAAGUAUAUUUAAGCUGUUGGAGUGCUU